[Torrubiella] hemipterigena is the source of this 5948-nucleotide messenger RNA. Lineage: Eukaryota; Fungi; Ascomycota; Sordariomycetes; Hypocreales; Clavicipitaceae. The record is from the annotation of a GenBank genome assembly.
GUAUGUUUGAAAUAGAGAUUUAAAUGUAUUUUAAAUAUUAUUCUCGUUUUCAGAGUCUGUGUAUAUAACAUCUCUGUCUGUUCUUAUGGAACAUGCAAUUUCACUGUCGCUUUGUAAUCUUCAGAUACAUAUCCCCAAAAAUGGGCUUGGCUGAAUGCCAGUCGCGAUCUGUCACUGGCAACGGGCUUGUACGUGGCCCCAUGUCCUUGUCACAGAGCUCAAAAUCAAACCUUGCUACAAAUGUCGCCACAGCCAUAUGCGUCUCAAGCUUGGCAAACCUCGUGCCCACUAUUGAGGAUAUUAGUUGGAGGAAACAGCUCGCGUGAUACAGCAUCAACAUACAGCAUGGGUGAAGGCCGGUUCCCCAACCGAGAUACGCGUUUGGAGACUUUUUGUCUUCCGCUCGCCCUUCGAGGUAUCUGCGAGGGUUCCAAGUUUCUGGCUCGACGUAGAUGUCGGGGUUCAUGUGUCGGUCGUCCAGCAGGAAACACUGGGAUACUGUUAGUCAAUAACUCGUCAAAAGCGGAGAUUUCUUAAUGGGAGUAGUCUUACAGCAAAAGCAUCCUUUGGAAUAAUUGUGUUUGUACCAGGGAUUUGUAUGUCCUUGCCGCUCAUAUUUUUGCGGAACGCGGAACCGGGAACAUUCAUUCGGAUGGACUCCUUCAAAGCCAAAGCAAUUGUUGGGAAGCCCUCUUCCCAGUCUUCGAGUUCAACGCGUGCGAGAACGUCUGUUACUGCCUCAUCGGCCGUUUGGCGGUACUUGGAAAUGAUGGCGUCCACUUCGGUUCGAACGCGAUCUCUCCACUCCGUAUCCUGCGCGAGAUAUACGGGGAUCCACGAGGCGUUAACACCAGUGUUGAGCAAUCCUGCAAAUAGAGCACGGACAAUGAAAAAUGUAAUUUCCAGGUCUGAAUCGCCAUCAUCCAUCAACCUCUGCAUGGCAUCAUCUCCUCUCUCACCGCUUUGUCGGCGCUUUUCCAUGAUGGUAUGCAUUAUUUGGAAGAGCUCGCGGCCGGCCUCCUUCUUUUGUCGCUUGUUAGGGGUGACAAGUGACGGGAACAUGACUUCCACGCCAGAUGUGCAAUCGAGUCUAGUGAACAUCUCCAGUGUCUUGGCAAGAAGUUCGGGGCUAUCCGCAACAUCGUUGCAGCCCAGAGAGCGUUGCGUAAGCUGGUAGAUGAGACCAUAGAAGAUUUCAAAGCUGUCCGAUGCCUUGCUCAAGUCGAGAGCGUCGAAAGUGGCAGCAAUAUCUUGGUUCAGCUUGGGCAGACGCUCUUUGAGAUUUUUCGUGGUGAAGAACUUUCUAUAACCAGCAGCAGAAUGGGCAGUGCUUCUCUGCAGGAUGUUGAAUUUGUCCAUGCUCUUGACAUCCGGGCCUGCACCGAAGAGGGUGCUAUAUCUAUACGUCAUCGAACAUAUCAAUAUUAUAUUUCAGUCAUUGACCGAUGUUAUCUUACCCAGUUGCAAAAUCCAAAUCACGAGAGUGAAAAAAUAAGGGCGUUCCUACCUCACCAGCAAGAGCCACAAUACGGUGAGGGCCAUAGUAGAAGCUGAAGAUGCCGUUGGAUGACCAUAGUUUACCACUGGUCAAGAACUGCGCUCGAGACCUGAAGAAACCAAGCGAACCCAAAAUUGGCCAACCAGCUAAACGGCUUGGUGCAUUUGAGGGCAGCUUAGGGCGCGACCAGACCUGAAACCCAACCCAGGCAACGCCGGUCAAAAGACCGAUGAGAAGGAGUGCAGCGUACAUGAUUCUGACGAUGUCGAUGUCAAAAGAAACAUUUCACAGCAAUUUUUUCAUCCAAACUCUGAAAAUACUUGGCGGUCUGAUUUGCUUAUAUGUGGAUAUUCUUGCAUUCGGCCGGCCGAAUUCCCGGCGAGACUCUGUGAGUAUUUCCUGCUGUCGUAUUGCGCUAACCAAUCGCAACAAAGUCUUUAUUCAACAGGCGGAUACUGUAGUGUGACGCUACGGCACAGCGAAUACGCGGAUCUGUGCAUCACGUUGUAUGCGGGCCGCCCUACUACCGAGCCCUCUUCAUUCCUCUUACAUCAUCGUCAUCGUCAUCGUCAUCGUCGUGCUUUAUCUUUUUUUAUCCAUGGGCAAAGGGGGAUAAUACUGGCCAAAUAAAUGAAUGUUUGCUAGAAAUAGAUUGCCUGUUUGGGGGUAGCGAUCACUAUUAAACUUUAGUGGUUUGCGAUGCUAGCGUUGUGCGCUAGGCUUACUCGAGCACGAUCAUCUCUGCCAAUCUUUGAAAAGGACAAGUGAUCGACGCAAUACUUAUCAGGCAGGCAAACACGUGAACUUGAUAGAACUGCUUGAUAUACAGCUGGCGAAAAUUGUCAAACUACGAGAACUAUGAGGAUACUAGUCUACAAGCGCAUAACUAUUAGAGUUCGCACAAAACCCACCAAGAUUUGAAUAUUUUUAUUCCUCUGUAGGUUAGCAUAGUGCAUUACAUCUUGGAGACCUUACCCCAGGCGCGGCGGCGGAGCACUUUGCAUUGUUUGUGGCGUUUAUCGCCGAAUCAGGCGGAGUCUCGGCAGAUACUACUGAAGCGCUUCACUGGAGACUAUGUUUAGAGAGACACUUUUCUAAGCAAGGCAAAAGAUUGAAGAAGGGGACCUGGAACAACUUUGUUCAAUGCAUGUUCCGGAGCGGCGGACCAUGGUUUUUGGAACAUCGACCGCUUAGUCUCCCUCAACAUCGACUACUAGCGCUCCCUAAGGGGGGCAAAAGAGCCAAAUUUAGAAGCAGAAAAUCCCCCAAGGGACGCUGGUGAAACCUGGACGCACGAUAAACUUGUUCCCUUGAAUUGAGAGAAGAAUAAAUCGACAGAUGCUGUGGUCCACUAUGUCCUAGGUUGGUUCGAUGGCCGGAUGGGCUGACGGGGGACCGUAUAUAGCAGCCCGUCUUUAUUGGCAAGGUGAGAGAGGUAUACCAAGGGCAGCAUAAGCAUCAUAGCCGCUUUACAAGCCUGCAUGAACGGCCAGCCGCAGUCUCACGCGGGGCAAAGAUAGGCAUAACAAAGCCAGCCCAGGGCAUGGCAACGGCGUCGUCCGAGUCGGUGAUAGGACAUGAGUCUAAUUCCCCCCAGAUGCACAUUGUAAUUUUGAAAUUCGAAUGCACCGUGUUCUCGCAAGGGCGCAGCAGUAGUUCGCCCACCGCGUUUAGAUUUGUAGUGUGCCCAUCACAACACGCUGAGAAAAAAGCAAACAAAAUGCAGCUCUGGCAGCAUGGCUCAACGGGCGUUAUUUCCUCUGCGCCCAUUUUCAGCUGCAUAGCCCCAGUGUCAAAUGAAAGAAACGUUAGCAAGAGCAAAUAAAAAAAGAAAAUAAACAAGUGACAUGCUCGGCGAGAGGCAGGUGAGUGAAAAAGCCACAGGGCAUGCCGCUCAGCCAGCAAGUAAGCCACCCGAGGCAACAAGCGUUACUCCUCACUAGUGGGCUGUCUUGAAUAAAAUAAUAAUAUUUUUACUAUUGAGCACAUGUAAUCAUCCGGGUACAAUUUUUUUUAAACACAAAAAAUAAUGAAGCUCAUCCCGGGUGAAAGGCCGUUUUGUUCUUGUCUCUUUUCCCCCCUAUUUGCCCGUUGGGACUGAAGAGAUUGUUCGUCGCAAGGGAGGAAAAAGGGACUAUUUCGCAGGCACAAUAGGGCAUACAGUAUAGAGUAUCGUAUUUUCUUCUUUUGCUAAAUAUAGGUUUGGCCAAAUGUCUAGCAAACAUUGCUUCUGCGAGGAAAGGGGGGGCCUUGAGCGGUGGGUGUAAUUUGCGAGGGCGCAACCGUAGCGAGGGUUUCAGUUGCAACGAACUGAGGCAGCGGGGCAAUUAACUGGCACUGAUGAGAAGCACUGAAACCUAUAUAAUUUUGAAACAGUAUGAUUUUGCGUGCGGGCGCAGCAGGCUAGCGCAGAAGCAAACAGGGCCACGGCGUCUACGCCACCGCUCGGCAUUGCAUCGAGCUGGGCCAAGGCGAUAGGCUCCGCAUUAUAGGUGUAAUUUCCACUUAGACCGUCGCCCAAGCCACUAAUAGUAGCCGCAGGAUCUGUCAAUUAUCGGGGACAUGUGCAAGGUACCCGUAGCCCUGUUCCCUGUCCUUGUGCCCCCCUUGCCGCCUAACCGAGUGACUCCAGCUGUUGUAUCUAACUAACUGAACUGGGCUGGCUGGCUCGUUCGUUCGUUCGGCCGCUCGCCGCGUGCGUGUGUCUUGCGAGAGUUAUAAAGGAUGCCGUUCGCCCGCUGGUUCAUCAACAUCUCUCUCUUAGUUCCUCAUCAGUUCACUCGUCUCUUUUCUUCUUCUUUUUGCUUCUUUACAGCCUAGCUCUCUCUUUGAGCAGUUCUUUCUUUUACCAACAAACACACUCGUUUCUACAACCACUUAAUACUUGCUUGUUAUAACUCGCUUUUCGUUUAGCACAACACCAUCAAGAUGAAGUUCACUGCUGGAUACGCCGCUGGCAUUGCCACCCUCGCCCAGGUCGCUGCUGCCUCUCCUCAGCUCGUCAGCGUCCCCCUCAACCUCUGCCUCGGCAUCCUCGGCGAUGUCGACUGCAAGCAAAAGGCCUCUUCCAACGGCCUUGUCAACGUCCCCAUCGAUCUCUGCCUCAGCGUUCUGGGCCACGCCCACUGCCAGCAGGAGGUCGACAACAAGGGCAGCAAGGGCGGCCUCAUCAGCCUUCCCAUCAACCUCUGCGCCGGUGUCCUCGGCGAUGCUGAGUGCAAGCAAAAGGCCGGCUCUGACGGCCUCGUCUCUGUCCCUGUCAAUGCUUGCGUCGCCGCUCUUGGCGAGGCCAAGUGCAACCAGAAGGCUGGUGGCGACGGCAAGUCUGAUAGCCUGAUCAGCAUCCCCGUCAACCUGUGCGCCGGUGUCCUUGGCGAGGCCGAGUGCAAGCAAAAGGCUACUUCCGACGGCCUUGUCUCCGUCCCUGUCAACGCCUGUGUUGCUGCCCUCGGUGAGGCCAAGUGCAACCAGAAGGCCGGCGGUGACGGCAACGGUGGUCUGAUCAGCAUUCCCGUCAAUGUCUGCGCUGGCAUCCUCGGCGAGGCUGAGUGCAAGCAGAAGGCUACCUCUGAUGGUCUCGUUUCUGUCCCCGUCAACGCUUGCGCCGCUGUCCUCGGUGAGGCCAAGUGCAAGCAGCAGGCUGGCGGCAACGGCGGUGGCCUCAUCAGCGUUCCUGUCAACGUCUGCGCUGCUGUUCUCGGCAAGGCUGUCUGCGACCAGAAGACUCCCGGCUCUGGUGGUCUGAUUGACAUUCCCAUCACUGCCUGCAUUGCUGUUCUCGGCGAGGUUAAGUGCAAGACCAACCCCCCUGCUGGCAACCACUCUACCACUGGCCCUGCUGGCUCUGCUUCCACCACUGGUCCCUCUGGUGCUUCUUCUACUGGCCCUGCUGGUUCUGCUUCUACUGGCCCUGCUGGUUCUGCUUCCACUACUGGCCCUGCUGGUUCUGCUUCCACCACUGGCCCCGUCACCACUGGUCCUUCUUCCGACUCUUGGGUUACUUCCACCAUCUACACCAGCAAGACCAUCACCAUCACCAGCUGCGCUCCCACCGUCACCAGCUGCCCUGCUAGAUCUACCAUCACCACCGUUGUCACUGUCCCCGUCACCACCAUUGUCUGCCCUGCCUCCGCCGUUCCCUCUGGCGGCUUCCAGACCACUGUUACUCCUGCUAAGCCCACCGGCCCUGCUGGUAACCCCGGAUCUAACCCCGGUGGCAACAUCCCCGGAACUGGCGCUGUUCCUGGAACUCCUGUUCCUUCUACUCCCGUCGUUGCCGGCGCUGGACGCAUGGAGCUCUCGGCCCUUGCCAUUGCUGCCGUCGUCAUCUCUGCCCUUCUGUAAACUCCUUUUUUUAAAAACCACUUUUUCAACGCAUAUAGCAAUGUUGAUAUAUUUUGAGCUGUAACUAGAGCAUACUUAAUGAUAAUUUAUGAAACUUUUCUUUUUU